Molecule: messenger RNA, 1376 nt
Organism: Limulus polyphemus (Atlantic horseshoe crab)
Lineage: Eukaryota; Metazoa; Arthropoda; Merostomata; Xiphosura; Limulidae
Product: tensin-4-like
Exons: 3
Coding region: 19-453 (144 amino acids)
Source: RefSeq, a predicted model, not a curated record
GACUCGCUACAUUCUACCAUGUCGGAAGAGAAGGAACUCUGCAGCGCCGCCUGGUUUCAAGCAGGGAUUCCCAGAGAAAUAGUUUUGGAAGUUUUAACUAACGAGCCAGUUGGAUCGUUUAUGGUACGGAAAAGUGCAAGCAAACCUGAUUGCUACGCCCUCUCUCUGCGCGUUCCACGGACUUUCCAGCCCUCUGGGAUCGCCCAUUAUCUCAUCCUGAAAACUAUUCGUGGCUAUAAAAUAAAAGGUUUUACAAAGGAGUUUGCUACACUUUCGGCCUUAAUCACUCAUCAUUCGGUUAUGCCUGAGAUUCUACCAUGCCCACUUUUGUUGUCAAGGUACAACAAUAUCUGGCAACGGCUCAACUGCCCUGAAGACCUUGUGGACAUUAACCAAGAUCCAUCUUGUAAUCUUUUAGAGUUUCGAAAGGCACUGGCUGAUUUAAAUUUUUAAAUAUAUGUACAUGUUUUCAAAAGGAGAUAUCAAAACUUGCGUCAUCACUUCAUAUCAUUACAAACUUGCGCGUAUUUUUAUUUAUUCUUGGUCAUUACUAAAAGUUCACUGUAUCCAUGUCAUGAUAAUAUAUUUUGUGAGAUAAUUGUAUAAACUUGUUGCAUAUCCAUCAUGGAACCUGUCACAGUGUGAGCUUGAACACUAUUAAACAAAUGUUUAGUUUACCCUAAUUAGUGAAAUUGGAAGCUGUCACAGUGUGAACUUGAACACUAUUAAACAAAUGUUUAGUUUACCCUAAUUAGUGAAAUUGGAAGCUGUCACAGUGUGAGCUUGAACACUAUUAAACAAAUGUUUAGUUUACCCUAAUUAGUGAAAUUGGAAGCUGUCACAGGGUGAACUUGAACACUAUUAAACAAAUGUUUACUUUACCCUAAUUAGUGAAAUUGGAAGCUGUCACAGUGUGAGCUUGAACACUAUUAAACAAAUGGUUAGUUUACCCUAAUUAGUGAAAUUGGAAGCUGUCACAGUGUGAACUUGAACACUAUUAAACAAAUGUUUAAUUUACCCUAAUUAGUGAAAUUGGAAGCUGUCACAGUGUGAACUUGAAUACUAUUAAACAAAUGGUUAGUUUACCCUAAUUAGUGAAAUUGGAAGCUGUCACAGUGUGAGCUUGAAUACUAUUAAACAAAUGUUUACUUUACUCUAAUUAGUGAAAUUGGAAGCUGUCACAGUGUGAGCUUGAAUACUAUUAAACGAAUGGUUAGUUUACCCUAAUUAGUGAAAUUGGAAGCUGUCACAGUGUGAGCUUGAAUACUAUUAAACAAAUGGUUAGUUUACCCUAAUUAGUGAAAUUGGAAGCUGUCACAGUGUGAACUUGAACACUAUUAAACAAAUGUUUAGUUUACCCUAAUUAGUGAAAUUGG